Messenger RNA from Aedes aegypti (yellow fever mosquito), 3555 nucleotides. RefSeq names its product bone morphogenetic protein receptor type-1B (gene tkv). The transcript is spliced from 3 exons. The coding region runs from base 1282 to 2802 and encodes 506 amino acids. Gene Ontology annotation, biological process: protein phosphorylation; cellular response to growth factor stimulus; BMP signaling pathway. NCBI's taxonomy places the organism in Eukaryota, Metazoa, Arthropoda, Insecta, Diptera, Culicidae. Gene Ontology annotation, molecular function: ATP binding; transforming growth factor beta receptor activity, type I; SMAD binding. Gene Ontology annotation, cellular component: plasma membrane; signaling receptor complex. The record is from RefSeq and is a predicted model, not a curated record.
GGACCAGAGUCGCACAGUACUGGCUGGACCGUGGAAGCGUUGUGUUGUGUUUUGCUCGUUACUCCGCGUUCGUUUGGUCGUUCGAUUUUUUCUUGGGGGGAUUUAACUUCCCAAAUCGGAAGAAAAUCACAGCUUCGGGGGUGGUGAUCGAUCCCAUCGGUGAUUUCAGCGUCGGGAAGAUUCAGUUAGAUAUUGGUGAAUGGGAAUCGAGACCGUAUGCUGCGACACAAGGAUUACGUCACGGUUCGUUACAUUCGGUAGAACACUUUUUCCAGCUCGGUCUGGGAAAAUCUCUCGGGAAAACAGUCAGCGCUGGGUACGGUGCAGAAGUGAACAUCCCGGAAAACGGAAAUGAGCAUACGAGGCAGGGAAAUUUAUGUGGAAAUUAGAUUAUCGUCGAAGAAGCAUAGUGUAGUGAGUGUUUAACAAAUGUGGGAGAUUUUGGCCUGCGGAAACAACGAAGAAUACUUCGAGUGUUCGUUUCAGUGAAUAUCGGUCCCGGUUGAGUGUGACGUAUGGAAACUCGCGCAAUCAGUGCUGAGAACAGAAGCGAAGAAACUUGUUAUACGUCUUUCCUCGUGCAGUUUGAUUGGUAUUUGUAUACAAAUCUCGGAUUCUCCAGACGCGCGCGAGAAAUGUUUUGACGCAAACUCGGAAGAAGUCCAUACGAGACUGAAUCAAGCAAAAAUCUGUUAUAAAUAAAAUUGUAAUUUAUAACGGAGCGGAUUUUUCCUUCGGAGUUUAUCUCGAGGUCUGCAAUCGAUCAUUUUUUUCCGACGGGCCCGAGCAGGGAGUGGAAAAGGCCCAAACGUUGACUGGGGAGCGUGCGAUAAUUGACGAUUUGACAGUUCGCAGCUUCAAGGUAACACAAUCCUUCGUUCGGACGUCCGGGAGGAAUCGCCCGAGGGGACUAUUAUUUAUUGAACUGUGGUGCUCCAAAGAAAGACGGAGACGAAGACGACAAGGACAAAAGGAAAAUCUGCCAAAAACAAAAGAUCCAUCGUUCUGGACUGGACGACAGUGCGAAGCAUAGGAGGAAGCAUAAAGAGAUCGGACGAAGGAGAUCUUCGGUUUACCUCUCUGCUGAAGACCCCGGGAGGUGUGUGUAUGCAACCGGCACCGGAGCAGCGGAGAACAAUUCCUACCUUCGCAAGACUCGGGUCGAGACUUGGCUGCUGCUGCUGCUCUGCUCUCGUCGUCGUCUUCGUGAGUGUCUAGAAGAGGAGCCUGCUGCCAAAGGAGGAGUACGAGGAACGGCAGACGCCCGAGGAAGAUCCAGACAUGGCGCCGAAAUACAGAAAAAAGAAGGCAAAUGCGCGCGCACUUCAGUGCUACUGUGAAGGGCAUUGCCCGGGAAACCUGCAGAAUGGAACGUGCGAAACACGGCCCGGAGGGUCGUGCUUUGCUGCCGUGGAGGAAGUGACCGAUGAUGAAACGGGCCUAACCGUGCCGGAAUGGAGCCACGGGUGUAUGCCACCGGAGCAAAACGGAGGGCUGCUGCAGUGCAAAGUCGGCGUCCAAUCCCCGCAGAUCCACGGCAAGUCGAUCGUCUGCUGCGACGGCGAGGACUUCUGCAACAAGGACCUCCUGCCGGAAUACGUCCCGAAAACGACCACCCCGCCUCCGAUGUCCAACGUAACCGACCACAACGGCCACCACACGCUGGCCCUCCUAGCUUCCUUCAUCAUCUGCGCGGUUGCCUUCAUAGUGGUGGUCAUAGCGGCCUACGUCAUAUUCAAAAAGCGCGAAAAGAGGAAACCCCACUGUCUGAUCGAUUCCGUUUGCAAUCCGAAUCUGUCGCCGUUGGCUGAUCUGGUGGAACAGAGUAGUGGGUCUGGAUCGGGACUGCCUCUUCUGGUGCAGCGAACCAUUGCCAAGCAGAUCCAGAUGGUUCAUUCCGUCGGGAAGGGACGCUACGGUGAGGUCUGGCUGGCCAAGUGGCGCGACGAAAGGGUUGCCGUCAAGAUCUUCCACACCACCGAGGAAGCUUCCUGGUUCCGGGAGACGGAAAUCUACCAAACCGUUCUGAUGAGACACGAAAACAUUCUUGGAUUUAUCGCGGCGGACAUCAAGGGAACUGGCACGUGGACGCAAAUGUUGCUCAUAACCGACUACCAUGAGUUGGGAAGCUUGUACGAUUACCUGCAGAAACGAGUUCUUAAUCCGCAUAUGCUUAAGACUUUGGCACUUUCCCUUGCAUCCGGCCUAGCACAUCUCCAUACGGAAAUCUUCGGAACACCGGGCAAACCAGCGAUCUCCCAUCGGGACAUCAAAAGUAAAAACAUCCUCGUCAAACGCAAUGGACAGUGUGCGAUUGCAGAUUUUGGCCUGGCGGUGAAGUAUUCCAGCGAAUCGGACGAGAUUGAAAUCGCCAACAACACCCGCGUAGGAACUCGUCGCUACAUGGCCCCGGAAGCGCUGAACGAAACCCUGGACACGACGGUCUUCGAGAGCUUCAAGCAAGCGGACAUGUACUCGCUGGGAUUGGUCUUCUGGGAAAUGGCUCGUCGCUGCAUCAGCACCAUCCGCGGAACGAAGAACACAACCUGCGAGGACUAUGCCCUGCCGUAUCAGGAUGUGGUCCCGUCGGAUCCCAGCUUCGAGGACAUGUACGCCGUGGUGUGCGUCAAGGGCGUUCGGCCGCCCAUUCCCCUGCGAUGGCAAGACGAGGAGAUACUGGUAGUAUUAUCCAAGAUGAUGCAGGAAUGCUGGCACCCGAAUCCGGCCGUCCGGUUGACGGCCCUGCGGGUCAAGAAGACCCUCGGCAAGCUGGAGACAGACUGUUCGAUUAAGAUAGUGUAAAUUGCGGCGCGAAUGAUCGUGUGAAUCGAGUGAAUAUGGUGUGCGAAGGUGCGAAUGUUGACGAGCAUUAGUGCGAUUUUAUUUAUUCUACAGUACUGUUUUAUUUCCGGAAUGCGUCUUAUUUGAAUAUAGACUCUAGCCUUGUAAGUUUUCAACAACGUGUAGCACUAGUUGGUAAGCAUAUUUUUCAAGAACCGAUUGUUGAAAUGUUAGCGGAAGAAGGAUAAAAUCAAGUUGCCAUAAAGCAUUCAUACAAUUUCAAGACACAAACAGUGUGAGCAAGUUUAAACAGUAGCGAAAUUUUGAGAAGCGUCUUAAAACGAUGUAAAUAAAAAUCUCUUUCGUUUUAAUCGAAUGCAACUCGUUCGUAUUUGCGAUUUUGAUGUUCGAUCUGUGCUCCCAAUAAUUCAUUACGCUCUAUUGUUACUAGCUUUAACGUUUUGAGAAGUGAAAAUGCCAUAUAGUUGUAAAAUAAAGAUUUCACCAAAAUGUACGAUUGAACAAGCAAAUAAAAAAUCGGAUAAAACUUUAGCUCAGUGAUUUUUAGAUAGCAUAGCCGUGGUCACGGCCAAGGAAGUGCCCAGAGAUUAAAAGUGUAUGCCUUAUUUUAUGACGAUGAUGAACAGCUAUUUGGAGGCCUUGCAGUUUUACAUUUUUUCCGUGAUAAAAAGAUCACACUUUCAACAAACUCACAACAAUAGCGAAAUAUGUCCCUUAUUUUUAGGAAGGGAACAGAGUUUUAUUCUCAAAAAA